AUGAUGAAGGCUUAUGACCGUGUCGAGUGGAACUAUUUGGAGGCUAUUAUGACCAAGAUGGGAUUUGCACCAUCCUGGGUUGCUUCGGUCAUGAGAAUGGUUACAUCGGUGAAGUUUUCUGUUCUGUUCAAUGGAGCGGAGGGCCUUUCGUGCCUCUUCAAAACCCAACCUGAAUCAUCGCACCUCACUGGUAUUCAAGUGGCACCGACGGCUCCGCCGGUGCAGAUGAUACUGGGAGGCAAAACGCCUCGCUCGAUCCAAAACACCCGCUCCCGGGGCUUGGGUUCUUCGUGCGGCUCUGGGAGUUUCGCCUUCCCCUCGCCUGUUAGGGUUACGCCGUCGCCCCGGCCUACGCCGACUGGAUUCAACGGGGUGCGGGCGGACGCUGGAGAAGAAGGUCUCCUAGGGCCUCGCCGCCGAAUGGAUCCCGCCGCAAAGCGGGUCGCCCCAGGCAGCAAAUGGACCAGAGACCCGCAGCUCGGGGACCUCGUCCUCGCCAAGGUCAAGGGCUACCCUUACUGGCCAGCCAAGGUGUGCAGGCCGGAGGAUUGGAAGCUGCAGCCUUCUCCGCGCAAGUUCUUCGUAGUCUUCUUCGGCGCCAAAGAUAUUGCUCAUGUAGCCUUGCAAUAUCUCUUGCCAUUUACAGAAGAGGUGAAGAGUGACUUGGUAAAUCAAGCUCGAGAGAAACGAUUCCCGGUAAGACAUGCGAAGGGUCUUGAAGAAGCCUUGGUGGAGAUACUCGAGGCCUAUGAUGAACUGGCAAAAUCAUCUGAAAUUGCCAAUGGUUUGUUGCCAGAUCAAAGUCUUGAUCCCGUUGGAAAACCUACAGAGCCCCUUGUAAAAACACGUGAUGGUGGUGGGACUCCUAAACUGGAACAACUGCCAAAGUCAUCUGAAUCUGCCAAUGGUUUGUUGCCUGAUCCAACUCUUGGUCUGAUUGAAAAACCUACAGAGUCCCUUGUAAAGACACGUGACGAUGGUGGCACUCCGAAACUGGCGCAACUUCCAAAAUCAUCUGAAACCGCCAAUGUUUUGUUUCCUGAUCAAAUUCCUGAUCCGAUUGAAAAACAUACAGAGCCCCUUGUAAAGCGACCUGCUGAUGGUGGGACUCUAAAACUGGAACAAACUGAUGAUUUCCAGAAGAGGUACUCGAGCCUCAAUAGAAGAAAAAAGAGAGUUCCGUUUGCUGCCAUUGAAGAGAGGAACUUGGAGGAUCCCUAUGGCAUACCAAAAUGCAUUGCUGCGCUUGAAGGAUUGCCGGAGUUGCAAAUGGAAGAUAUACUAAAAGCAGCUGACCUCUUCAUGGAUAACAAGGGCAACAGAGAAGUCUUCCUCUCUUUUUCCAGUAGCGCAUUGCGGCUUGGCUGGUUAAGAAGAAAAAUUCACAACACCAGUGAAAUGGCUGGUUAAGAAGAAACAUUCAGUACACCUUGUGAAAUGGCCAGUUAAGAAGAAAUAUGCCCCUUGGAGAAGAUUUUUGCGUCAAUUACAAGGGUUGGUUUUGUAUGCGGUUCUAAACACACUUGUGGUACUACUAAUGCAAUGUUAAUGGUACGUAGCAAAUUAUCUA
This is a messenger RNA of Triticum aestivum (bread wheat), 1570 nucleotides long. RefSeq names its product protein HUA2-LIKE 1. The record is from RefSeq and is a predicted model, not a curated record. The transcript is spliced from 5 exons. Bases 1 to 1410 code for a protein of 469 amino acids. Lineage: Eukaryota; Viridiplantae; Streptophyta; Magnoliopsida; Poales; Poaceae.